Molecule: messenger RNA, 1613 nt
Organism: Cryptococcus deneoformans JEC21
Lineage: Eukaryota; Fungi; Basidiomycota; Tremellomycetes; Tremellales; Cryptococcaceae
Product: expressed protein
Exons: 2
Coding region: 151-1371 (406 amino acids)
Biological process (GO): regulation of DNA-templated transcription
Molecular function (GO): DNA-binding transcription factor activity
Source: RefSeq, a predicted model, not a curated record
CGAUUCUGGCAGAUUGCAAGCGGAUUGGUCUUAUUUCAUUUCCCCGCGUGCACCAUUUCACCUUCUCCCUCUCCUCUUUCAAAUUGAUAAUAACAUCACACACCAUCCUUGCGUCAGUCACCACCGGCCCAGAUCAGAUUAGAUACCACCAUGUCAGAGGCAGGUUCAGCGUCCACGCCCCAGUCAAACGCAACAAAAGACCGCCACGAGCCCAGAGGCCGCAAGCCAAAUGACCAGCUUCCCCCAUCCCGCGCACGCGAGGUCCAGCGCGCCUUCCGUCUCCGUCGUGCAGAGCAUCUCGCCUCGCUCGAAGAACGCAUCCUCCAGCUAGAGACGGAAAACACCCAGCUGCGCGCACUCCUCAGUCUUCCCGCAGCAGACAGGCCAAAGAUCGGCUCAGGGCCCACCGGGCGCGGCAAGGCCCUCAAGGAGGGUGGUGUCCCCAUGAGCGAGAGAGUCCGCGCAAGAAAAGAAGCGAGGGAGAGGGAGAGGAGAGCCUUGGGGCUGCCAGAAGCUGACACCACAGACAUGAGCGAGGCCGAGAGAGGAAACGGCAGGGACAGCGCGACACUGUCCCCUCGUGCGACAAGCGGCGCCGGUCCAUCCAAUGCCACUGCUGCCGCCCACACCGCGCAGCAGCAACCCAACGUUCCUCACCUGAGCAACCCUCAGAACGUUCCUGCUCUUUUCAACUCUCCCGCCGAUGUCUCUCCCGCCCCAUUCAAUUACCAGCUCCCCAUGCCCUUCAACCUCCCCGUGUCUCCCGAUACACAGUUCGCUGAUUUCACCAACAACAUUGACAAUUCUCUCUACAAGAACAACACCACUUCUGCUACACCCAACUUUGGCGGCAUGUUCAGCAUGUUCUCAUCCGCGGAUCAUAAUGGCGACAGCAGCGCCAAUGGCUCCGGUGUUAAUAAACCUUCUCCCAUUUCUCCACCCUUGACCAAUCCUCCCCAUGCCCCAUCUCCUUCUCAACUCGACCUUCUCACCCGUCUCAAGAGCUGCUGCCAUGUCUCAGAUUCUCAUGUCGUCAAUGACCCCGGCCUUUUGGUCUUUGCCACGCGUCUCUGUCAGUCAUUCGGUUGUUCGUUCGGUGGCACGCACACGGAAGCCAAUCCUCGGAGCGAUGCUGAAAACCUUACCCUCGAAGAUGCAUGGCACGCUCUCAAGGCGACUCUAGAUCCCGGAGGCGACGCUGACGGGGAAAAUAGGAUCAAUACUGGCAAGAUGGCAGCAGAGUUGGUGGUCCGUGCGGCUCAUUCGCGUGGUGCCGGCGGCUGGAUCUCGUGCAGGUACCGUGAAGGGCUGUCAAUAAGAAGGAACAUGGUGCAGGCAUUAGUGCAAGGUUUGGGAGGAAAGCUCGAUUGAGUGUCUGGGUAAAAGUGGGAUGCGUUGUCUUGUCGGAAGUUGUACUGUUAAUCUAGCAUAUAUACAUGUCUUCAACGAUAGAGUAUAUUGUGCCUUGUAGGGGCGUUUGAUCUUAGUCGUGGACUUUCUACCACCAGUAUGAUUUUGGCUGUUUGUACGAUAUGCGGCUGUUUGAUAUCAGCCAUGCAACAUUUACGAAGCGACACCACCACUGUGCGACAUUAUCAUUCGUAAAAUGCAGG